AUGGGCCUACUGUGGACCUCACUCUCCUUGUUGCUCCUCCUAUUUGGGGAACCCAGGAGACUGGAAGCCAGCAAAGUUGUUGUUCUGGAGCCCCAGAAAAUCCUGGGGAGAAGGGAACUCAGGUCCCCAAGACCUCAUGGGUACUCCUCUGGGACAGGAGAUCCAGUGAACCUGCUCUGGUACCAGGAGGGUUCCAGGAGCCACCAGGAGCUGCUGAGCUGGGGCGCCACCUUGAAUGGCUGGUACCAUCUGUGCCUACCAGAGGGCAGGGCUCUCCUGCUCUUUGGUGACAUGAACUCAGCAGUGUUCCAAAGGCGACAGGAUGGUUCUGUGGAUUUCUUCUGCUCAGGGUCAUGGUACAAAGCAGGUUUUGGGAGCCAGGAGUCUGAGUUCUGGUUGGGGAAUGAGAACUUACACCAGCUCACCCUUCAGGGAACCGGGGAGCUUCCCAUAGAGCUGGAAGACUUUGAUGGCAACCGUGCCUUCACCUACUAUGUGACUUUCUGGACUGCAGGAAGGGACUCCUUGAGCCUCCACAGCAGGAAGCUCUUUACCACCUGUGACACCGACCACGACUCAAUUGGGAGUAACUAUGCAGAGGUUGUCCAUGAUGCCUGGUGGUAUGAAUCCUGUUAUCAAUCCAAUCAAAGUCACUAUGCAGUGUCUGCCCCCAAGUAUGGCAUCAACUGGGCCUCAAGCCAGGGUUAG
Messenger RNA from Sciurus carolinensis (gray squirrel), 708 nucleotides. It is a transcript of the gene Fcn3, whose product is annotated as ficolin 3. The record is from RefSeq and is a predicted model, not a curated record. Lineage: Eukaryota; Metazoa; Chordata; Mammalia; Rodentia; Sciuridae.